AUGGCACCGACAAUACCAACGACGCAGAUCGCCGCAUGGCUCGAGAAGCCCCAGCCUGGCGCGCGGCUUCAACUCAGGAAUGAUAUUGAGGUGCCAUCCCCCAAAGAAGGCGAGGUGCUCGUGAAACUGGAAUAUACCGGCUUCUGCAUCUAUGGUGAAACGCCCAUGAGUACCGACAUCGCGGGCCACGAAGGUGUAGGGCAUGUGGUGGCUCUUGGACCCAAUGUCCCCGGGGAGCUAAUGAAUGUCAGGCUCGGGAUCAAGUGGUUGUACAGCACAUGCGAUACGUGCGAGAUAUGUGCCAUCAAUCCCACCGCCUGUCCCAACCAGAUUAACGCAGGACGGAACACAAGAGGCACCUUUCAACAGUAUAUCGUUACCCCUGUCAAGCAUGCCACCAGGAUACCGUCGGGACUGAAGUCUGAGAUUGCUGCUCCUUUGCUUUGCGCCGGCUUGACCAUGUAUUCGGCGGUGGCAAAAGCAAGGCUGCGCCCAGGAGACUGGGUUCUGAUUCCGGGUGCGGGAGGAGGACUAGGGCAUAUCGGUGUCCAGAUAGCCGCCAAACGCGGAUACAGAGUGAUUGCCAUCGACGCUGGGGAGUCCAAGAGGGAACUGUGCACGAAGCUCGGAGCAACUGUUUUCCUCGAUUUCAGGACAGAUUCCAUUGAAGAGGAGGUGAAACGCCUAACCAACGGAUACGGGGCUCAUGCCGCCAUCGUCCCGGUCGGAAGUGACGCUGCGUAUGAUCAAGCACUGAAGCUGCUUCGAAAUCUUGGUACUCUGGUGUGCAUAGGUUUGCCCAAGUCUGGGUUGGGACUUCCGAUCUCGCCGUUCAUGAUGUGUGUCAGAAGUCUCAAUAUAGUAGGAUCUUCAGUCGGGACAGCGCAGGAGAUGGAUGAGUUGCUUGAGAUGGCUGUCAAGGGAGAGGUGAAGCCCGAGAUCUCCGUACUUGAGUUCGAUCAGAUCAACGACAUCAUGGGAAAGCUUGAGAGGUUCGAGAUUGAAGGGAGAGUCGUUCUGAGACUCCCUGAGUGA
Fonsecaea monophora is the source of this 1035-nucleotide messenger RNA. RefSeq lists its product as hypothetical. Lineage: Eukaryota; Fungi; Ascomycota; Eurotiomycetes; Chaetothyriales; Herpotrichiellaceae. The transcript is spliced from 10 exons. Gene Ontology annotation, molecular function: oxidoreductase activity; zinc ion binding. Bases 1 to 1035 code for a protein of 344 amino acids. The record is from RefSeq and is a predicted model, not a curated record.